Drosophila erecta is the source of this 442-nucleotide messenger RNA. RefSeq lists its product as uncharacterized. The transcript is spliced from 2 exons. Bases 54 to 173 code for a protein of 39 amino acids. NCBI's taxonomy places the organism in Eukaryota, Metazoa, Arthropoda, Insecta, Diptera, Drosophilidae. The record is from RefSeq and is a predicted model, not a curated record.
CAGGUCAUAAAAUUGUUCAGUCUAUUUGGAGAAUUCAAGAGGUUAGCACCGGUAUGAGACUCCUCGGAACUAUUAUUCUGUUGGCAAUUUUAGCCCUGGAUAUGUGCAAUGCAGUAAAAUGUGUUUUAACGUGUCGUACAUUGGCUGGCGACUACGAAGUCAUUGAGAUAUAAAUGGUGUGUAAUCUUUAAAGCUAUAAAUUCCCUUUAACGGAGCUUUAAAUGAAACUGAAAUAAAAGCUAUAUUGGAGUUAGUAUCGUUAACAGAUUAAUAAUUUAGCAUAUUAACAUUAGUAUUAGUCGGAACAUUUGAAAAUUGAAAAUACGGUCCCGCUUUCAAAGAAAUAAAUUACUUCUGUGACAUUUCUCAUUACAACUGUCUCUAUCCAAUUUAAAUCUCUAGCCUGACUCUAAGCCACAAUAAAAUACAGAAAUCGAAUCAA